This is a messenger RNA of Coturnix japonica (Japanese quail), 1697 nucleotides long. RefSeq names its product ceramide synthase 4 (gene CERS4). NCBI's taxonomy places the organism in Eukaryota, Metazoa, Chordata, Aves, Galliformes, Phasianidae. The record is from RefSeq and is a predicted model, not a curated record. Gene Ontology annotation, cellular component: membrane. Gene Ontology annotation, biological process: ceramide biosynthetic process. Gene Ontology annotation, molecular function: sphingosine N-acyltransferase activity; DNA binding.
CCUGUUCUCAGUGGCCACCAAAGCCCUCCAGCCUGAAGGAGACUCUUCCUCAGCCCCGGGGUCCUCCCAGCAGCUCAGGGAUCAGUGCCGGCCCCUCCCCUCCUCGCGGACACCGCCUCCUCAUCACGCCCGGGGUGCGCGCAGCCCGGACGCCGAGCGGGUCUCCGGGGAGACCGGGUCGGCGACGCCCCUGGAGAGAAAGGGAUUUGGGGCAGCGGCCCGGGGGAGGUGGAGGUGAGGGGCCGGGGGAGAGCGUGAUGGCACACUCUUUGAAUGAAUGGCUAUGGCAGCACAAGUUCUGGCUCCCCCCAGGAAUUACAUGGGAGGACAUGAAGGAGUCUGAAGACAUCCAUUACCCUAAGCCUCGUGAUCUCCUGCUCAGCAUCCCUUUUGCCUUAAUCCUGGUUGUCAUUCGAUGUGUCUUUGAAAGAGCCAUAGCCCUGCCCAUCAGUGCCAAGCUGGGUGUGAAAGACAAGCUAAGACCUAAAGCUCAGCCCAUCUCCAUUUUGGAAACAUUCUAUACUGUGAAUUGUAAGAACCCUAAAGAGGGUGAGCUGAUCAGUUUAGCCAAACAGUGUGACCUGCCAGUAAGAAAGGUGGAGAGGUGGUUCCGGCGCCGGAGGAACACCGACCGACCAAGCCUGUCGAAGAAGUUCUGCGAGGCCUGCUGGAGGUUUACAUUUUACAUAGUUUCAUUCUUCACUGGGCUAGGUGUACUGUACGAUAAGCCUUGGCUUUGGGACCAUAGAGAGUGCUGGACAGGAUACCCACAACAGCCUCUCCAGCCCUCUCUGUUCUGGUACUACAUGCUGGAGCUCUCCUUCUACUGUUCACUGGUCUUCACCUUGCCCUUUGAUGUGAAGAGAAAGGACUUCAAGGAGCAGAUAGUCCAUCAUGCUGCAACCAUCUUCCUCAUCAGUUUUUCGUACUGUGCCAAUUACAUCCGCAUUGGGACACUGGUGAUGGUGAUUCAUGAUGCUUCCGAUUGCUUCCUAGAGCCAACUAAGAUAUUCAAUUACAUGAAGUGGAAGAAAACUUGUGACAGCCUCUUUAUGAUCUUCUCAGCUGUUUUCCUCAUCAGCCGCCUGGUCAUUUUCCCCUACACAGUGCUCUAUAACACCUACUACUACUCCAUGGAGAUAUUCCAGCCCUUCUUUGGAUACUACUUUGUGAAUGCUCUCCUGAUAACUCUGCAGUUGCUUCACAUCUUCUGGUCCUGCCUCAUUAUUCAUAUGGUCUACAAGUUCAUGCUCCAGGGCACGAUGGAAAAGGACAUGAGAAGUGAAACAGAAGAGAGUGAUGUGGAUGAAGAAAGAGAAAACAUGAUGGAAAAGGAGAAAAAUGGGAUUGCACAUUUCAGCAACGUCACGAACAGAAAUUACAUCCAGAGGAAUGGGUCUGAGCCACUGAACAACAGAGCCCAUCUCACCAAUGGCCAUGUCAAAGAAAGAUAGCUACUGUUCAUGUCUGUCAUGAAUCCAGUCCAUCCUCUAGAAGCAGUUUUGCUUGUUGUAUAGAUAUAAAACAUUGAAAUUGCAGUAUCAUAACUGAAUUCCUUUUUAUUGUAAACAGAAUUGUGUAUAGUCAGUGAUGUCUGAGGGGAGUUUUUGGUCUUUCUGCAACAAAAGCUUUCUAUAGGUUGCAACCUUGAGGCAAAUAGAAAGGGAUCCAAGUGGUUUGGCUUGAAUUAGACGGUA